ACCGCCGCCGCCGCCGCCGCCGCUAAACCCAAACAAACCCUCACUCGCUCACACCACACCUUUCUUUCUUAGCAGAGGAUAAACCCAGAGCCUCUCUCCACAUUCGAACCCAAACCCGAGCCGCCGCCCGCGGAAUCGAAUCUUUUUCCACCUUCUUUCCCUCCAUCCCGCCUUCUUCUUCUUCUUCUUCUUCUUCUUCCCUUCGCUUCCUUCCUUCCCCGCGCGAUCGGUCGAUCGAUCAAUCGCUUGAUCGAGUAGGCGAUCGGAGCACAAGUAGCCGAUCGGGGAGCGAUACAAGAUGUCGCCGGCGGAGAUGGGGUCCGACAAGAUGAAGAUGAAGAUGAAGAUGAUUGAGGUGGAGGUCCAGGCGGCGGCGGCGGAUCCUGAUGACUGCACGGCUUCCGGCGCCGGCGACCCCAAGUCCUGCGCCGACUGCAACACCACCAAGACGCCGCUCUGGCGCGGAGGACCCAACGGACCAAAGUCGCUGUGCAACGCGUGCGGGAUCCGCUACCGGAAGAGGCGGCGGGUGGCCAUGGGGCUCGACCCGGAGGCCAAGAGGAAGCCCAAGAGGGACGACGCCAUCAAUUCAGCCGCAGCCGCAGCCGAGGCCUCUACCCAGCAGCAGGAGGAGGUCACCAAGCCCACCGACGACGACAAGGCGGUCAGCACCAACAAGACUACAAAGACGCACACCGUUGAGCUCCACAUGGUGGGGUUCGGCAAGGACGCCGUGCUCAAGCAGCGGCGCCGGAUGCGCCGGAGGAAGCCGUCGUGCCUGGGAGAGGAGGAGCGCGCCGCCAUGCUCCUCAUGGCGCUCUCCUCGGGCGUAAUAUACGCCUGAUCCAUCCUUGAUUACUUGGAUGGAUGGAUGGAUUCUGAUCGAUCGAUCGUGUCAGUCAGUUUGGAUCGAUCCAUUCCAUCCAGGAUGAAUAUGAUGAAGAGGUUGUUGUUGGCAUCAUCAAAUCAAUAAUCAUCUAUGCCAUGCUAUAUGGUGAAGCUGAUGAUGAUGUAGUCCCUAGAUGAUUAGCAGCACCCUGCCUGCCUAGCUGUAGCUGUAGCUGUGUUGGUUGCUGCUUACCGUUCUUUCGUUCCUCCUAUAUAAGUAAGUAAGUACUCUAGUAGCUAGCUGUGGUAGUGAUGGUCGUCCUCAGUCAUGUUACUGUUAAUGUUUGUCCUAAGUAUGUACCGUCUGACUUUCUUAAUUCGCAAUGCAAUGCAGUGUGACAAGAACAAA
This is a messenger RNA of Hordeum vulgare subsp. vulgare (domesticated barley), 1237 nucleotides long. Its product is annotated as GATA transcription factor 16-like. Lineage: Eukaryota; Viridiplantae; Streptophyta; Magnoliopsida; Poales; Poaceae. The transcript has 2 exons. Gene Ontology annotation, biological process: regulation of DNA-templated transcription. Bases 299 to 844 code for a protein of 181 amino acids. Gene Ontology annotation, molecular function: sequence-specific DNA binding; zinc ion binding. The record is from RefSeq and is a predicted model, not a curated record.